Molecule: messenger RNA, 1102 nt
Organism: Anopheles nili
Lineage: Eukaryota; Metazoa; Arthropoda; Insecta; Diptera; Culicidae
Product: zinc finger protein 75A-like
Exons: 2
Coding region: 1-1092 (363 amino acids)
Biological process (GO): regulation of transcription by RNA polymerase II
Cellular component (GO): nucleus
Molecular function (GO): zinc ion binding; DNA-binding transcription factor activity; RNA polymerase II cis-regulatory region sequence-specific DNA binding
Source: RefSeq, a predicted model, not a curated record
AUGGCACUUAAAGAGGAUUCUGCAAUUGAAAUUACAAUCACUAACUUUAACACCUGUUGUCGACUGUGUUUAUCAUCAGACGAUUCUGAAUAUUUCGAUAUAAGCAAUGCCUGGCUACCAUCGCAGCGCGAUGUCAGCAUACUCGAAGCGGUAAAAAAGAUCAUCAAUAUUGAGAUAUCCCUCGACGACAAGCUGCCUUCUAGAAUUUGCGGGCAGUGCUCAUCCCGGUUGAAUGAUGCGUAUAGCUUUGUGCGUGAAACUGUUCGUAAUUACGAAAUGCUUCAAAGCUACCUUGAUAACGAGUAUGCCGAAGGUUUCUGCGUAGAGUCCACAAGCAUCGACGAUGAGAAUGAAGACGGUGAAUCAGAAUCGCUACACGACACAAUUUCAGAACCUCCUAAAUCAAACACAGCUAGCGUUCUGCAACGACCAGCGGUGGAGAAAAUUAGUCAGAUGCGUGAGCAAGAAGAGCAGAGAGAAGAAAAUCAAAGCCAAAGCAACAAGAACUCCGAUGGAGACGAUAAGCAAAAAUCCUCGAAAAAUACUUUAACUGCGGUCGAAAUAAUCUUGCAGCAGAUGAACUGCCCCCGCACGAAGCAGCGGCGCACGGGAAAUAACUAUGUCCCGAAGGAGUAUAGCUGCGAGAUGUGUGAUAAAACGUUUCGUCGUAAAUCGAACCUCAUUGACCAUCUGCGCUUGCACGCACAGCUGAAAAUGUACGCCUGUGACUACUGUAACAAGCGGUUCGUGCAAUCUGGCAAUCUAAAGGCACAUCUGAGAACACACACGGCUGAGAAACCGUUCCAGUGCAACAUGUGCGAUAAAGCUUACUCCCAAUCGAGUGCACUAAAAACGCACAUGCUAAUGCACUCGAACCUUAGGCCUUUCGCGUGCGAUAUAUGCGAUAAAUCAUUUACGACAAGCUCCGACCUUUCGAAACACAAGCUAACACAUUCGAAAGAGAAACCUUUCCGCUGUAUGGUUUGCCCCGAUAGGUCUUUCGCCCAGAAAGUACAUCUACGAAAUCACAUUGUCAGAAUGCACCCGACAAAGAACGUUGCAUUGAUGCUGGAUGCUGGCACAACGCAUUGAACCAGGAAAU